Molecule: messenger RNA, 2639 nt
Organism: Cajanus cajan (pigeon pea)
Lineage: Eukaryota; Viridiplantae; Streptophyta; Magnoliopsida; Fabales; Fabaceae
Source: RefSeq, a predicted model, not a curated record
CCACCCUCAUAAAUCCUAUCUAGUGGUCCUUUUCCUUUUGUCAUCUAACAUCCUGCAACAACAGUUUAUAGUUAGCUAUAUCUUUCCUCUUCUUCCCUUCACCAUUUUGUUUUGCUACCAACUUCAGCCAGCAACACUGUUUACCUCCAACUUUUGUUUCCUUGUACUUCACUGUUUACAAGGUUAAUGAAUCACACCCUCACUCACUUCCUAGAAUUUUCAUUUUUCAACAACUUUUAGUCCUAGAGAAUAUAAUAAGCACAUAUUCUGUUAGUGGUGUGCUUUCACUUUUUGCUUUUAUGAGGGGUCUCAAAGGCCACUUUAUUCUGCUGCUUGAUCAGAGGUUUAACUCUGUUGAUUGAACAGGAGUGUGAUUCUCGUAAAUUCUCUUGGUACAGAGUUUGAUUCCCAUGCUGCUGCUUGAAAAUAGAAUUGAACAAAGUGGUUGUGACUAGUGACUAGUGACUAGUGACUAGUGACUGGUGAGUGUCCUUUGUUGUAAAGGCUCAUCUCCUCUCUAAUUUGGGGUACUAGUCCUACUACCAUGCCAUCCUCUCACUUCCCUCUUCGCUGGGAGAGCACUGGAGACAAAUGGUGGUAUGCAUCUCCAAUUGAUUAUGCUGCUGCAAAUGGCCUCUAUGAUCUGGUCACUGAGCUUCUCCACCUUGACACCAACCUCCUCAUCAAGCUCACUUCCCUUCGCCGAAUUCGCCGCCUUGAAACCGUGUGGGACGAUGAGUCUAAGUUUGAGGAUGUUGCCAAGUGCCGCGCCAAGGUUGCAAGGAAUCUUAUGCUCGAGUGUGAGACAGGAAGAGGGCACAACUCUCUCAUCCGUGCAGGCUAUGGUGGAUGGCUUCUCUACACGGCUGCUUCAGCCGGUGAUGUGGACUUUGUUCUUGAGUUGUUGGGGAGAGACCCUUUGUUGGUGUUUGGUGAAGGAGAGUAUGGUGUCACUGACAUGCUGUAUGCUGCAGCCAGGGGCAAGAAUUGUGAGGUCUUUAAGCUCUUGCUUCAUUCUGCCCUCUCCAGAAAGGAGUGCCUUGGUGGCUGUGAAGAAGAAUUGGAAGAGAAGUUGGAUGAAGGUGAUCGAGUUUUCAAGAAGGAUGUGGUGAAUAGGGCCAUUCAUGCUGCUGCCAGAGGAGGGAAUUGGGAAAUACUGAAGCAGCUUCUUUCUGGUGUUUCUCAGAUUUUGUCCUAUAGAGAUGCACAAGGAUGUACAGUCUUGCAUGCAGCAGCUGCAAAAGGCCAGGUUGAGGUGGUGAAAAAUCUAGUUGUAUCUUAUGAUAUCAUCAACUCAACUGAUGCUCAAGGCAAUACAGCAUUACAUGUGGCUUCUUACAGAGGUUACCUACCCGUGGUAGAGAUUCUGAUUGGAGCAUCUCCCUCAUUAACAACGUUAACCAAUCACUAUGGAGAUACUUUUCUUCACAUGGCAGUGGUUGGUUUCAGAAGCCCUGGUUUCUGUAGACUGGACAAACACACUGAGCUCAUGAAGCAAUUGACAAGUGAAAAGAUUGUGAACAUGAAGGACAUCAUCAAUGUCAGGAACCAUGAUGGAAGAACAGCUCUUCAUGUUGCUUUGAUUCAUAAUGUCCAAUGUGAUGUAGUGGAAUUAUUGAUGUCUGUUCCAUCAAUUGAUUUGAACAUUCGUGAUGCCGGUGGAAUGACCCCUUUGGAUCAUCUUAGGCAAAGAUCAAGAUCAGCAUCUUCAGAAAUUUUAAUCAAGCAGUUAAUUUCAGCCGGAGGGAUAUCUAAUUUUCAGGACUAUGUAACAAGAAAUGCCCUUGUUAAUCAUCUCAAGACUAAUGGUAUUAGAGGCAGUCCUGGAACAUCAUUUAGAAUACCGGAUGCAGAGAUUUUGUUGUACACAGGCAUUGAGAAUUCAUGUGAUGCCAAUUAUGAUAAGGCCAGUGUAGAAUCAAAUUCUUGGUCAAGUGAAAUAAACAAUUAUGACUCAGCCAAUUCUCCAUGUAACAGCAAGUCUAGUUCUGUCAAUUAUGGUGCAAGACGUUUAAUGUUUCUGCUCCGGAAAAGAGACACAAAAGAAGCAGCCUCAGAUAAUGAUUCUGUGAAUUCUUUCAGUUCAAGGAACAACAACUUGGAAGACUUUCCCAUUCCAUUGAGGCAAAGAUACUCAAAAAUGUGUUCUCUUCCAAACAACAAAAGAACACUAUCUAUAAGGACUUAUCUUCCAAGUCCAUCAGCCAAAAAAUAUUUCACUCAAGGCCUAAUGCAAGGUGUGAUUAAGGUAAAGCCACAAGUGCCUCUUCCUGUUCAUUCAACUUCUAGUUUUUUUCAAGAACUAUCUAUCUCUUCUCAUUCUUCGAAUGAUAAGCAAAAACGUGUUGAUACAAUGAGACCCUCUUGCUCCAAUCGACCUAUGGAUGAUGGUGGUACCCUACAGUUGAACUAUAAGCAGGGCUCCUUCGACAAGAAAUUGAUGAACCGAUAUUUUUCUUUUGGAGCACAUGAGCAGGUUUUGGAAGAUGCAAAUAGCUGCACAAUGUCAAAUCGCAGUCCAAAGCAUUUUAGUUCUUUAGUUGCAUAAAUGUUAAAUAGGCUUUGGAAACUUCAUGAGGAAUAUGCAACAAUAAUAAUUAAUAAUACUAAUAGUAAUAUAUGUUCGGUGUUCAACUGUA